Messenger RNA from Torulaspora delbrueckii, 1203 nucleotides. RefSeq names its product branched-chain amino acid aminotransferase. The transcript has a single exon. Bases 1 to 1203 code for a protein of 400 amino acids. NCBI's taxonomy places the organism in Eukaryota, Fungi, Ascomycota, Saccharomycetes, Saccharomycetales, Saccharomycetaceae. Gene Ontology annotation, molecular function: branched-chain-amino-acid:2-oxoglutarate transaminase activity. Gene Ontology annotation, cellular component: mitochondrion. Gene Ontology annotation, biological process: L-valine biosynthetic process; L-leucine biosynthetic process. The record is from RefSeq and is a predicted model, not a curated record.
AUGAUGUUACACAGACAAGCUAUCAGCAGUCGGAUGACGAGGAUGCUUCCAUCAUUUGUCAGGUCGAUGGCCACCACAGAGACACCUUUGGAUGCAUCAAAGGUGAAAAUCAUCAAGACAAACACCCCAUCGAAGGCCCAGCCUAACGAUCAAUUGGUCUUUGGUAAGACUAUGACCGAUCAUAUGUUGACUAUCGAGUGGAACAGAGGAAAGGGUUGGGCAACUCCCGAGAUUAAGCCUUACGCUCCUUUGAGCUUGGAUCCUUCUUGUUGUGUUUUCCAUUAUGGGUUUGAGCUGUUUGAAGGUUUGAAGGCCUACAGAACAUCUGAUGACAAGAUUUCGAUGUUCAGACCAGAUAUGAACAUGAAACGUAUGAAUAAGUCUGCAGCCAGAAUCUGUCUGCCUACUUUUGAAUCUGAAGAGUUAAUUCAUUUGAUUGGGAAGUUGAUCCAGGAGGAUAAGCAUUUGGUGCCAGAGGGCACUGGCUACUCUUUGUAUGUGAGACCAACAUUGAUUGGUACCACCAACACUUUGGGUGUCAGCGUUCCAGACAAGGCUCUUUUGUUCGUCAUCUGUUCUCCAGUGGGUCCUUACUACAAGACUGGUUUCAAGGCCGUGCGUUUGGAAGCCACAGAUUAUGCUACUAGAGCUUGGCCAGGUGGUGUCGGUGACAAGAAAUUGGGUGCCAACUAUGCUCCAUGUAUCUUGCCACAAUUGCAAGCUGCUGAGAGAGGUUACCAGCAAAACUUGUGGCUAUUUGGCCCUGAGAAGUACAUUACUGAGGUUGGUACUAUGAACGUGUUCUUUGCCUUCCAGAACAAGGAAACUGGUAAGAAGGAAUUGGUUACCGCUCCUCUUGAUGGUACCAUCCUAGAAGGUGUUACCAGAGACUCUGUUUUGGCACUUGCUAGAGAGAACCUCGAUCCAAAUGAAUGGGAGGUCAACGAACGUUACUUCUCUAUCAACGAGGUCGCUGACAGAGCUGCCAAGGGUGAGCUAUUGGAAGCCUUUGGUUCCGGUACCGCAGCUGUUGUUUCUCCAAUCAAGGAAAUUGGAUGGAAAGGUAAAGACAUCUCCGUCCCAUUGUUGCCAGGCGAGCAGAGUGGUCCAUUGACUAAGCAACUCGCUAGCUGGAUCGCAGAUAUCCAAUACGGUAGAAACAAGCAUGAUAACUGGUCCCAAAUCGUUGCCGAGUUGAAAUAA